This is a messenger RNA of Teleopsis dalmanni, 1905 nucleotides long. Its product is annotated as voltage-dependent calcium channel subunit alpha-2/delta-4-like. The record is from RefSeq and is a predicted model, not a curated record. Gene Ontology annotation, molecular function: voltage-gated calcium channel activity. NCBI's taxonomy places the organism in Eukaryota, Metazoa, Arthropoda, Insecta, Diptera, Diopsidae. Bases 190 to 1905 code for a protein of 571 amino acids. Gene Ontology annotation, cellular component: voltage-gated calcium channel complex. The transcript is spliced from 9 exons.
AUUAAUUAGUUGAUUUAAAUGAAUUUAUAAAAGUGCUGGAAAUACAAAAUUUGUUCAAAGUUUUUAUGUGAAACAUACGUGAAAUCACUGUAAAAGAUGAAAAACAAUCGAAGAGUUUUUAUUUUGAAAUCGUUAAAUAAUCAUUUUUAAUUUUAUUUUUGUGGAAAAAAUUAAUUAAUUAGUGGAAAUAUGGCUUUAAAUUGGUGUGGUCCAGUUUACCUGGCCACACUUUGUUUCUUUUUAUUUUAUCCAAAUGGUGCCAAUUUAGUGCCAGGCGAGAGAAUCAAUUAUAAUUUAGUGCAUUCAUGGGCGGAUAAACUAGGCAUGGAACUGUUUCAUUUAGGUGAUUUCAUCACUAGAAGGAAAGAAGUUCAAGAGAGUUUUAAACAAGCUCAAGUGGUCUCUAGAUCUGGUGCUAAAAUUGUUGAAAACAUGGCAAAUGAAAUCGAAAUGAUGAUGGAUCUAAAAAUCAGCGCUGUAAAGCGCAUUAUGGACACAGCGGAAAAUACUGCACUAUCACAUCAGCAUUUGAAAGGCGAUAAAUUUUUUUCCUAUUACAAUUCCAAAGAAAUGAUAGAGCCGCAUGAGCCAAGUCCAACAGCACCGCCACGUGAACUAGAUGAUGCUGGGGAGCCAAAAAUAUUUGUACCGCCAAAAGAAAUAGUGCUUACACCCAAAACUGAGUUUUUUAAUAUGGCAGUGAACUUAAGCGUCAGUUCAGUGCAUGUACCGACGAAUGUAUUUGACCGAGCGUUGGAUGUUAUAAAGGGUAUACAAUGGUCGGAAAAUUUGGAUCAAAUAUUUCGUGAUAAUUACAAAAAUGAUCCAACGCUUUCAUGGCAAUUCUUUGGCAGUUCGACCGGCUUUAUGCGUCAAUUCCCGGCAUCGAAAUGGAAAACGGAACCGGUUGAUUUAUAUGAUUGCCGGUUGCGUUCAUGGUUUAUAGAAGCAGCAACAAGUCCAAAGGAUAUUAUUAUCCUUAUGGACGGUUCAGGCUCAAUGAAAGGACAGAGGCUAGAUAUCGCAAAGCAUGUUGUAAAUACAAUACUUGAUACAUUAGGUACAAAUGACUUUGUGAACAUCUUCACCUUUAACGAAGAAGUCCUGCCUGUUGUUGAUUGUUUUGAGGAUGCACUUGUUCAAGCAAAUCUUGCUAAUAUUCGAGAACUAAAAGAGAAAAUUGAAGAUUUUAAACCCAAAUCGAUUGCCAAUUUCACUGCGGCAUUGACAAAAGCCUUUGAAAUAUUGGAAGAUUACAAAGACGGAAUUAAAGGAGCACAAUGCAAUCAAGCAAUUAUGAUAAUCAGCGAUGGAGCACCGUUUAGUUAUGAAGAAGUUUUCGACCAAUUUAAUGGGCGAGAGCUGCCCUUUAAACCAGUUCGCGUAUUCACAUAUUUAAUUGGUAAAGAAGUUGCCGAUGUGAAAGAUAUAAAAUGGAUGGCAUGCGCUAAUCAGGGUUAUUAUGUACACCUGAGCGAUAUGGCUGAAGUACGAGAAAUGGUAUUAAAUUACAUACCAGUUAUGGCAAGGCCAUUAGUAUUAGGUCGGCAUGAGCAUCCAGUAAUUUGGACGCAAGUAUACGCAGAUGUAGUGGAUAUGAAGAUGUCAGAUUGGCUGUGGGAAAUGAAGCAAUGUGACGAUCAACGUGAUGAUGUUUUAGAAUAUCGCAGAGUAAGAUAUCGUAUGCUAGAACCCGAUGAGGUACAUCGAAGAGAUAUCAGGCGAAAGAAACAGGCUUGGAAUCAACCAAUCGAUUCAGAUGUAUAUCAAUUUAUGAUAACAGUGUCAAUGCCCGUUUUUGAUCGACGUGAAAAUGCGAAUUUCACCGAAGAGGUUUUAAUAAAUGAAGCACUUUGGGAGUUGCAAACACGUGAGGUACAAACAACUAAAUUAAACCAAAACUAG